Molecule: messenger RNA, 1245 nt
Organism: Penicillium verhagenii
Lineage: Eukaryota; Fungi; Ascomycota; Eurotiomycetes; Eurotiales; Aspergillaceae
Product: E3 ubiquitin-protein ligase RNF103
Exons: 2
Coding region: 1-1245 (414 amino acids)
Biological process (GO): ubiquitin-dependent protein catabolic process
Cellular component (GO): cytoplasm
Molecular function (GO): ubiquitin protein ligase activity
Source: RefSeq, a predicted model, not a curated record
AUGAACGCAACCGCAACCUCAGCUGCCACUAGUGCAGCGACUACUACGGGUAGCACUGAAACUGGUUCUGGUUCGGCGACCAGCUCGCCUCUUCUGUUUUUUGUUGCCCUUGGAUUCGGCGUUGUUUUCACCAAUCUAUGGAUUAUUGUUGGGGUCAAGUAUUGUUUUCGGUACAACCAACGAAAUCGCCAGCUUCGCAGCGAGGAAACCGGGGAACCCAUUGACCUGGUAGCCAUGCCUCGACCUCAUCGGAGACGACGGGAAAAAAGACUGAUGACCAUGGACGAAGUCAAUGCGAGAUUCCCCUUGAUGAAAUACAAGCUCUGGAGGUCGUCACGCGCCAACCAAGGUCUUCCCACGGAGGGAGGCAUCACAGCCCCUAAUAGCCGACCGCAGAGCUUGAUAUAUGAGGAAGGGAUUGUCUCCGCGGAGAUAAAUGAAUUAACUCCGGCUAGGAUGGAACAUGAGAGUAAUGGCUUCGAAACCCCACAUCGUACCUCCGAUCCACAGCCUACAUCAAAUAUGAAGUCAUUGGAGACUACUCAGCCUACAAUUGUUUCUGAAGGAGGUACGGGAGCAGAUCUUGCAGAGGAAAAAUGGCGGCAUAACUUGGCCAAUGAAAAUAUUGACCUGGAGGAAGACGAGGAAAGCGAUCAUAUCCGUAAAGCUGUCCCGCCCGAACAGCUUCCGAAUCCAGGUGAUUCAUGUGCAAUCUGUCUGGACGUUAUCGAGGACGAUGAUGAUAUCCGUGGAUUGACCUGUGGACAUGCCUUUCAUGCCUCGUGUGUGGAUCCUUGGUUGACUAGCCGGAGAGCUUGCUGUCCUUUGUGCAAGGCCGAUUACUAUGUCCCCAAGCCUCGUGCACACACCACUGAAGGAGUCUUGACAGGGGAUCGGCAAGGGCGUCGCACGGUAUCAAGUCGCAAUGAAAUCCUACCGAGACCUCCUCGUGCAGCUCAACCUAGAAGCAACCAAACUCAUCUAUUUCGAUUACAGUUAGCUCUUCCGAGGCGUGUUUUUCCAAGUGCGCAGUCGGAACCUCAUGUGGAGCCUGCACAACCUGAAGGCCGAUUAAAUAGCACAGACCGGGACCCAGUGAACGUCACACGACAGCCAUAUUGGUCACGUUUUUUUCCGAUGCGCCUACGUGGAUCUUCUUCCAACGCUCAUGCAAUGCCCUCUCCUGGGACAUCGAAUGGUUUUGAACAGUCCCGCACCCCAGGCCAACUCGAAGCUGGACUUUGA